Molecule: messenger RNA, 1353 nt
Organism: Nematolebias whitei (Rio pearlfish)
Lineage: Eukaryota; Metazoa; Chordata; Actinopteri; Cyprinodontiformes; Rivulidae
Product: Golgi reassembly-stacking protein 2
Exons: 10
Coding region: 51-1301 (416 amino acids)
Biological process (GO): Golgi organization
Cellular component (GO): Golgi apparatus
Molecular function (GO): protein binding
Source: RefSeq, a predicted model, not a curated record
CCUGAUAACAAGCACAGGUAUCCCACCCUGUUUCACGCACUCAGGGAAAGAUGGGGGGCUCCCACAGCAUUCAGAUACCAGGUGGAGGAACCGAAGGCUAUCAUGUCCUCAGGGUGCAGGAUAAUUCCCCCGGCAGUCGUGCAGGACUGGAGCCAUACUUUGAUUUCAUCAUCUCAGUUUGUGACACCAGACUGAAGAGGGACAACGACACCCUGAAAGAGCUGCUGAAAACCAACGUGGAGCGGCCCGUCAAGAUGCUGCUGUACAACAGCAAGACGCAAAGCGUGCGCGAGACGACCGUCGUGCCCAGCGACGCGUGGGGCGGCCACGGACUUCUGGGUGUCAGCAUUCGCUUCUGCAGCUUCGAAGGAGCCAAUCAGAACGUUUGGCACGUCUUGGAAGUUGAGCCAAACUCUCCGGCAGCUCAGGCUGGUCUGAGGCCGUUCACGGACUACAUGAUCGGGGCAGACAUCGCCAUGCAUGAGACUGAAGAUCUGUUCUCCCUGGUUGAAGCUCACGAAGGGAAGGAGCUGAAGUUGUACGUUUACAGCACAGACACAGACAACUGCCGCGAGGUGGUCAUCACCCCGAACUCCGAGUGGGGUGGAGAGGGCAGUCUUGGCUGUGGGAUCGGUUACGGCUACCUGCACAGGAUACCCACACAGCGGUUAGAAGACAAGAACGGACUUCCCGCUCAGACUCACGAUGACGCAGCUCGUUCGACUAAAGACGGCUUCACCGAGGUCCAUCUCUCUGCUGUCAUUCCAACCGUUCCAGUCGCCGUGUCGUCUUCGGUUUCAACUGGACUGAAGCAGCCUCUCGCUAGUUUAUCAGCCAGCUCGAACGCAACACCAGUCCUCAACAGUCUACCAACAGGAGCUCCCAUAAUCCCGCUGCCCAACCAAACAACCCUCUCGCAGACGCUCCCCCGGACUGUGAACGCUGCUCCAACACUACCAGGUUUCCAACCCCUUCCUGGAGAUCUUCCACUCCUUCCUAAUUUACCAAACCUAAACGUCACUUUGCCAAAUGUGAAUCAUGUGCCAACACCUGGAGUUGGAUUACAACAUACAGGUUUUGCUCCUCUCAAGCUGCCAGCUGGGUUCCCACCUGUAUCUCUACCUCCUUCCGACUUCAUUUAUCCACAGACCCCUGCUAAAGCAGAGACGAGGCAUGCGCACAAUACCACAUCUCCCUCUUCAAGCAUUCAAAUGAACAAUUCACCGACCAAAGCACCCAACCUCUUGUCAGCGACCACGUCUGGAUCGAUAAAUAUCACCAUAUCUGCAGACUCCUCUUAGCACAAAGUGCCACUUAAGGAUGACACCUUGCUCUGAAGUCCUUACCAGUCCA